Molecule: messenger RNA, 1281 nt
Organism: Pediculus humanus corporis (human body louse)
Lineage: Eukaryota; Metazoa; Arthropoda; Insecta; Psocodea; Pediculidae
Exons: 7
Coding region: 1-1281 (426 amino acids)
Cellular component (GO): nucleus
Molecular function (GO): DNA binding; nucleosome binding
Source: RefSeq, a predicted model, not a curated record
AUGGUCAUAAGACGAGGAAACCUUUCAUGGGUAACCAGUUUCUCAUCAACCGAUAUUCAUGUGUCUGAAGAAUCAUCCAGAACAACUUCAAACACUUCUGGUGAAUCGAAUGAUAGUUGGUGUGAACGCCAAUGUCCAGUUAUAUUAAAAUCAAAUCCACAAAAUCAAGUAAAGUGGGAAAAUACAUUUCACAUGAGGCAAAUGACUCUGUCUAGCCUUUCAUCAUCAUCUGGUCAGAUGAGACAAACAUUAAGUGCUCAAGCUGCUGGAACUAAACUUCGCGGACGUUGUAUGACGAGUGCUAGUAAAUCAUUAGAAUUGUUAAGACUUAAUGUACAAAAUGUUAUUAAUAAAGAAAUAGACGCCGUGCUUAAAAAAUAUUUGGACAAAUUUUUUAAACCGGCAAUCGAAAAUAUACGUAAUAAUUUAGGAGAAAACAGUGUAACAGAAGACAACAUUCGAACGGUUUGUACGCAAAUAUUAGAAGAUGCAAAAUUGCAAUAUUAUAAUGGUAUACAAUCGAGAGGAAGUUCGCCCUACAGCGAUUCCGAAACGGGAAGUUUAGGCGAACGAGCCAAUAAGGUUUUAGGUUUCGGUCAAACUCGUGGAAGGUUGUAUACAAAACACCCGGAACUUUUAAAAUAUUCAGGUGAUGCAGAAGAUAAAGAAUGGUUAUCAAGGCAUAAUUUGAUGCCUCCCACGGGUGGCAUAGCUUAUUUAUUAAUUUUAGAAGAUGUUAAGGAAUUAGCAGAAUCCGAAGAAUACAGGCAUAAUCCGAAUGUUUUAUUAGGGGAUUUAAAAGGUUUCGAAGCUCCCGAUUUUAUGUUAAAGAAAAUUCGAAUAUUCAUUGCUCAAUCUCGAACAGAUGUUAAAGAACAAUCUAGCCUUAAUUAUUUUAACAACAACGACAGACCGAACAGUCGAAAUGAUUUGAGUCUAGAUUGUGCUUCCGUUAUAAUGACUCCACCGGCAACGAUACUCGGUUCUACCCCGAACACUCCUUCCGAAUCAUUAGAUCUCGUCGAUUGUUCUCCAGGACUCUUAUCAUCGACACAAACCCAUGAUUUUUUAUCAUCAAACGCGAAUAAUUUAAUUUACGAUAGCGUCGUUUAUUGCGAAAACAACAAAUUCAAUCAAUCGUUUUUCUAUUCGUCAGGGUCUCCAUUUUGUGGAAAUAUCACAAAUCAUUCUUCUUCUUCUUCAUCAUCAUCUUCUGCUUCUUCUUUGGCUUCGCUUUUGGUAUCUCAAAUCGAAAGUGAAAACUUAUUGGAAAAAGUUUGA